Messenger RNA from Armigeres subalbatus, 1083 nucleotides. RefSeq names its product 3-phosphoinositide-dependent protein kinase 1-like. The record is from RefSeq and is a predicted model, not a curated record. The transcript has 2 exons. Lineage: Eukaryota; Metazoa; Arthropoda; Insecta; Diptera; Culicidae. Gene Ontology annotation, molecular function: ATP binding; protein serine/threonine kinase activity. Bases 1 to 1083 code for a protein of 360 amino acids. Gene Ontology annotation, biological process: intracellular signal transduction; peptidyl-serine phosphorylation.
AUGAGCGAGGCCACAAACGAACCGAGUGAAUCCCCCGGCAAUCCUUCAAGAAUUAGGCGUUGCGCUUCAGACUUCAUCUUUGGGCGUAAAAUAGGCGAAGGAAGCUUCAGUGCCGUCUACUUGGCAAAAGAUAUUCACACCAGGAAAGAAUGGGCAGUGAAAGUUUGCGAGAAGCGGCAAAUCAUCCGCGAACGCAAACAAGACUACGUGAAACGGGAACGUGAAGCGCUGAAUCGGAUGAGUGGUGUGCCAGGCUUUCUGAAGCUGUUCUGUACCUUUCAAGACUCGACAAAGUUGUUCUUUGUGGUGAAAUACGCACCAAAUGGCACGCUAUUGCAAUUGAUGGAUAAAGUAAAACAGCUAGAUCAAAUUUCGAUAAGAUUUUACGCUGCUCAAAUAUUACUGGCGAUAGAAGAAAUGCAUGCCAAGAAUAUCAUACACAGAGAUUUGAAGCCGGAAAAUAUCCUAUUGGAUGAGGAUUUCCAUGUUUUGAUAGGCGAUUUUGGUUCAGCACGUAUUGAGGACAACAAGGUGCAAAAAGAGGCCCAAAGAUCGGAUUUAGAUAACCAAGGAGGACCAUCGAGGCGUGGAAGUUUCGUGGGAACAGCGCAGUACGUUUCACCGGAAAUUUUGCGUGGGAAAGGCUCCAGUGAAUCAUCGGAUUUAUGGUCGUUUGGCUGCAUCUUGUAUCAGAUGAUGUCCGGGAUUCCUCCAUUUCAAGGGGCAAACGAUUAUUUGAUAUUUCAGAAAAUCAACAAUAUGGAAAUAUCGUUCCCAGAGAAUUUUAACUCGGAUGCAGAAAAUUUAAUUCGCAAGCUACUGGUCCAAGACCCAUUGGAAAGGAUAGGCAUCAAUGAUGUUGAACGUUACAAGAGCAUACGGAGUCAUACAUUUUUUGAAGGCGUGGAUUUUUCCACGAUUCGAGCGAUUAGUGCUCCCGUUUCGCUGGCACUCCCAGCUGUAGAGCAAAAAAGUUUCUCAGCUGACAUGAAGCCGGGUUUAGAUCCUGAACAAGUAGCGAGACUGUUAGAACAAGAUUUGUUCGGUACGAAAGAACAAGGCAACGCUUCCAAUGUUCCGUAG